Molecule: messenger RNA, 2004 nt
Organism: Dendronephthya gigantea
Lineage: Eukaryota; Metazoa; Cnidaria; Anthozoa; Malacalcyonacea; Nephtheidae
Exons: 1
Coding region: 21-1511 (496 amino acids)
Molecular function (GO): protein binding
Source: RefSeq, a predicted model, not a curated record
AGUGGUUAAGAGAGACGCCUAUGGAAGCAUUGAGAAACUCUGACCAGUGCGUGCAACAAGCCCUAGAGUUCUCUUUUCAAAGGCUCGAUGAUGAAGAAAAAAAAGCGUUUAUUAGCCUGUCGGUAUUUAAAGGAAAUUUUCAAAGAAACUCUGCAAAAGAGAUAAUCAAGAAGAGUAUGUUGAAAACCGAUAAUUUCUUAGAAAGUCUUGUAAGGCGAAGUUUAGUACAGAAAACUAAUGAUAGGCGCUUCGUGAUUCAUUUACUUAUUCGCCGGUUUCUGGCUGAUCACGACCAAUUUCAAGAGGAAAAGGCAAUGGCACAAGAUUUGAUGGCGAGAUAUUUCCUGGAGGUAUGCAAUUCGUUGACUAUGAAUUGUUAUACCUUAAACGGGUUUAGUAACGCCAGGGAGGAACUGAAAAAGGAUAUUCACAAUGUCGAAGAAGCGUUAAAAAUCUGCAGCCAAGAUCAAGCAACCAACGCAAACAUUCUGCAGCUGUUGUCAAGUAGUGAUCUUUAUAACGUUUCGUCCAGGCUUUUUUACGACAUUAGCAUGGACCUUCUUUCUGUAACGGUUCUGAGGAAUUUCUUCGAAUGUUGUAUAAAUCUAGCCGAAAGUCAAAAUAAGCCAAGUAUAAGCAUCCGUUUCCAAUGUCUAGUGGCUGAUCAAGAAAGUCGUAAAUCAGGAUGGAAUUCUCUGGAAUACUCUGAAAGAAUGGAAGACAUUAAGGCAGCAUUUUACAAAAAUAAGGCUGCACUGAGAGAGGAUCGGGCCUUAUUCAUGUUUUCUUAUCAUUUAUUCGCGCGUUAUGAUUUGGACAAACAAACAAGUGCACCAACUACUGAUCCCCAGGAAGAUGAUAUGCUACCGUUACUUGAUGACAAGGAAGCAAGUACUGCAGAGAAAGUUGCCGAGGCGCAUAUUUUAAUGGAACGAGGAAAUUUAAACAAGAAACGUGCAAAUGUUUUCCGCAGUGACAAAGAAAAGUGCGAUGAAUACAUGAAUUCUGCCAAAUUAUUUUACGAUAAAGCUUUGUCGUUAUCCAAGGAUGUGUUGGGCGACCACGAAUUAACUUGCAGUCUCAAUAAACUGUUGGGGGAUUUAUUUCUUAACCUGCGUGAGAACGAAGAAGCACUCAGGUACUACACUGAUGCCGUAAAUCUGCGUAAGACAAUGAAACUUGAUUCUAAGGAGGCGUUUGUGUUUUUGCUGAAGAAUUGUGGCGCGUGCCUUGCUUAUCUCUGUCGUUUUGAUGAAUCAGUGAAAAGGUUAGAAGAAGCGCGCGACAUUGCCGACAAACUCGAUGAAAAGAACACCCCAUGUCGAGCAUUGGUGUAUUAUCAGUUGGCCAUUACUUAUAGCAAAGGGGAAAUUGAUUGCCAAGAAGCCGUGAAGUACGCUAAAAUGGCUAUGGAGAUGCACAAGAUACACAAGUUGUUGGGCUCGCGUCAGGUAAAAGAUUUGAAAACUAUUAUUGAAAAGGCAGAGCCAGAGGAGAAUGUGGCGUUAUAGAACGCUCCGCGACUGUAAUGUGCAUUCAACGUUUGGAAAAAAUUGAUUGAGUUGUACAUUUUAGGACCCUUAGAACGCAUGAGACGUAUACGUGUUUUGUUAUUAAUAUAGUAAAAUAUUUUAUAUCAAGGCGUUUUAUUGAACAAUAGAUUGGACUAGAUUUAUUCACUUUAUUGAACAAUAGAUUAGAUCAUGUUUUUAACAAUAAAAGACAACACACAAUAAAUUGUGAAAAUGGUACUCAGUGUAGGUUGUCUUUGAAACCAAAAAUGGAGAAUCGGGAAACCAAAAGGAAAAGGGUUGGGGGUAACGAAAAAAGUGUCCCUGACACAAAUGCGAUCUUAAAAGUCAUCCCCGAGGCGGCGCGAAGCGGAUAUUUACACCCAUGAUGUGCAAUGUGAUGUCAUUCGCCAUCAUGCUAUGGACCUCACGUGAUGGACGGUCUUCUACGUUGUGCGCAUGCGCCUUCGUGAACUACUAAGCUCUUGAUUGG